AUGGCACUUUUAAGUGAAAAUUCGGGAAGAUCUUUACCUGAUUACGAGACACAAGCAGCAAAAAUGAAAAGUUUUAGUCCGUACGCUGACAAUGGAGGGUAAGCUGUUUUCUUCAUGGGUGUCAUAAGCUGUCAUAACCUAUCUUCUUAACAUCAACGAAUCGAAAUGUUUAUAUAUUUAUAUAUUUUUGUCAUAAAUAUAUAUUUUUAUUACGAAAAUGAUGUAAUCAUUCAAUUAUUAAAUUAUUUGCAAUUAUUAAAUUGAAUUACAAAUAAUUGUUUAUAUCUGAUUAUUAAGUUAUUGUGUCCAUAUAUAAGUUUACUGUAUGCAUUAAAAUUAUAGGAGUGUCAUAGCUCUCGCAGGAGAUGACUUUUGCGUAAUAGCAGCAGAUACACGUCUCAGCACUGGGUUUUCCAUUUAUACGCGUGAACAACAGAAGCUCUUUCCUUUGUCAUCUAAAACUAUUUUGGGUUGCUCAGGCUGUUGGUGCGACACUCUUACUUUGACCCGACUUUUAACUGCAAGAAUGCAGAUGUAUGAACAUGAGCACCAGAAGGAAAUGCCAACAUUAGCAGUUGCACAAAUGCUAUCAACAAUGUUGUAUUACAAACGUUUCUUUCCUUAUUAUGUGAGCAACAUUCUUGGUGGAUUAGAUGAGGAUGGUAAAGGUUGUGUAUAUAGUUAUGAUCCCAUUGGACAUUGCGAAGUAACAAAGUAUAGAGCAGGUGGUUCUGCCGGAGCCCUGUUGCAACCUCUGUUGGACAAUCAAAUUGGAUAUAAAAAUCAAGAAGGUGUUGAGCCUGUUCCUUUAACUCAAGAAAAAGCUGUUGCGAUUAUAAAGGAUGUUUUCACGUCAGCAGCAGAAAGAGAUAUUUACACUGGUGAUUCUAUAAAUAUCAAAAUUAUAACAAAAGACGGUGUACAAGAUUCAACUUUUGAAUUAAGAAAAGAUUAA
Messenger RNA from Heterotrigona itama, 955 nucleotides. Lineage: Eukaryota; Metazoa; Arthropoda; Insecta; Hymenoptera; Apidae. The record is from the annotation of a GenBank genome assembly.